AAAAAUAAUAAUGAGGUACAGCGUAAACGAGUGCCUUCAAGAGAAAUAGCGUGUAUUUCCAGACACUGUAGCAUUUUCGUUUUGCCGAAAAGCAAUCCGUAAAAUAAAUCUUGCGCGCUAGGUUGAUUGUAACGGGAAAUCGGGAAGAACCCUCAACCCAUUUACGUUGUUUAACAUAGCAGAACCACAAUGUCAAACGACAAAACCAGCGCCAUGAGCAACGGAUCAGACUCUAGCGGAGAUGAAAACCAUGAGAGAGGGAACUGGUCUCGGAAACUGGACUUUGUUCUGUCCUGUUUAUCCUAUGCCGUUGGACUUGGGAAUGUGUGGAGGUUUCCCUAUGUCUGCUACAGGAAUGGAGCAGGAGCAUUUUUGAUUCCAUUCGUUAUUAUGCUGUUCAUCACUGGUAUCCCCCUGGUGUUCAUGGAGCUGUCCCUUGGUCAGUACGCCAGUGCCGGAGUCGUGAGGGUGUGGAGAGCAUCCCCCAUAUUUCAAGGCGUUGGCUGGGCCAUGUUCGUGGUGUCAGUGUUCAUCUGUAUCUACUACAACAUGAUCAUCGCCUAUACACUGUAUUAUCUCUUCGCCUCGUUUGCUGCCAAUUUGCCGUGGGCUGAGUGUGGAGAGUGGGCCACUGAAGCCUGCAGUACCGAGACGAAGGUGCAGAUAUUGAAGUGUAAGCGAUACAACGGGACGUGGUGUGACAACCAGUGUGUUAACGCCACAGCGGUCGACUUCUCCUACAUGAACUGUACUUUCUACAACGGCACCAGCAAACUCAAAUCACCCAGCGAUGACUAUUUCCAUCAGAGUGUCCUUGACAUUACUGAUGGGAUUCACACAAUUGGAGGGAUCAAAUGGGAACUUGUUGGUUGCCUUCUUUUGGCGUGGGUGCUGGUCUGUAUAUGUCUAGCCAAAGGCAUCAAAACAUCAGGAAAAGCUGUUUACUUCACCGCCUUUUUCCCGUACGUGGUUUUGCUCAUCCUGCUGAUCCGAGGUCUGACCCUUCCCGGAGCAAUGAACGGAAUCGUGUACUACCUCACCCCACAGUGGGAUAAACUGGGCAGGGCACAGGUAUGGGGAGAUGCUGCUGUGCAGAUUUUUUUCUCUCUGUCUCCUUGCUGGGGUGGACUCAUUACACUGGCUAGCUACAACAAGUUCAACAAUAAUGCUUUGAUGGAUGCCAUCAUAGUUUCUGUCUUGGACUCGGUCACAAGUGUCUUUGCCGGUUUGGUCAUCUUCAGUAUCAUUGGCUACAUGGCAGAGGUGCUGGAACAACCCAUUAAAGAUGUGGCAACUGAAGGUGCAGGAUUGGCCUUUGUAGCAUACCCUGAUGUAGUGACAAAACUCCCCCUUUCACAAUUGUGGUCUGUGCUUUUCUUUGCUAUGCUAAUCACCUUGGGACUUGGAACUCAGAUUGCGACUGCAACUACUGUACAUACCACCUUGUUGGAUCAGUUCCCACAGUGUCGUAAAGGAUACAGGAAGACGAUUCUACUGGUUGUUAUAGCAGUGGUCUGCUUCUUAAUUGGCCUCAUCUUCUGCUCUCAGGGAGGCAUGUAUAUGCUGCAACUCUUUGACAACUAUGCUGCCACCUACUCUCUGCUAUUUAUCGGAAUGAUCGAGUGUAUUGGCAUUGCUUGGGUAUACGGUGCUGACAGAUUCUUGACGGACAUAGAACUGAUGUUGGGGUCGCGUCCUAGCAACAUAUGGAAAUACAGCUGGAAGUUUGUGGCUCCUGUGGCCUUGUUGGCCAUCCUGUUGUUCACGGCCAUUGACUUCAGCCCCACGGAGUACAACAAGAUGAAGUUCCCCAGCUGGGCUGACGGUGUGGGCUCCCUGAUCUCUAUCUCCUCCAUCAGCAUGAUCCCCAUCGUGGCCAUCAUAAUGGUCAUCAGAGAGAGGAGGAAGUUCUCCGGAACCUUUAUGGAACUAAUAAAGUACCUGUCUAAGCCAUUGGAUACCUGGGGUCCAUAUCUGAAAGAGCACCGUGCUCAGAGGCAGAUGAUGGGGGAUGGCUACAAUCAGGAGUGUCAGAUACCUCUCAAGGAGCAGGGUGAUGGCCAGAAGGUUUAAUUACAUAUACCUUAAACAGAUAGGAAUCACACUUCAGCCAGUAGCCAAUAAUUGAUCUUGAAGUUUAUAAAAAUGAAGGACAGAAGGGAUUCCGAAAGUGCAAUUUAACAAUUGCAUAACACCAUCUAUGGGCAGAAAUUUAUCACAAUUGGUUUUGAUCUAAAAAUAAGACUAUAAGGAUAUAGAAAAUGCAAAAGUUAUUUUUGCGUAAUACCAAACAUCAUUAAAAUCCAUGGGCUGAAAUGUAUCCAAAUUUGUUUUGAUAUGAAAAGAAUGAUCGACUGAAAGGACAUUGGCAUUGCAAUCAAUUUUUAUUUAUUUUUCAUAACACUUAACAAAUUAAAAAUUCUUAAAAUUGAAAAACCAAGGGGCUGAAAUAUACCAAAAAUGUUGUAGAAAAAAAGUUGUAUAUCAAUGAUUUAUGUAGAUGAAAGCUGUUGUCCUUUGCAAUCAUUCCAUUGCGAAAUCAAACCUUUGUGAAAUGAGUGAAUUUAUAAGGCAGUUGUGAAUCCAUAGAAUUCAAUGUUUUUGAUCAUAUCUUGUUGACAUUUAGUCCAUAUAAAUGCCAAAAUCAAAUCUGACUUUGAAUACCUGUAAUACAUAGUAUAUUGAAAAUGUGUUAAGACAUGUACUUGUACUGUGAUUAUUGUAUAUUUCCAUACCUCAUUAACAAGAGUCUUCUGUGGAAUUCCAUCCAUCAUAUGCAAAUCUGAUUUUUUCUAUCAGCAUGCAUGUAUUAUUUAUAAGCAUUAUUGAUAACUUAUUUGAAAUUGAUUCUUCCACUUGAUACUCUAUUUAGGAGCAUGAACAUGUAUGGUGUAUUUUUAAAAAAAAGUAUAAUAUGCUUCAUGAUCCACAUGUAGGUGAACAUUUUCUGAUGGUCAAACUUGUGAUUUGAAUAUGAAAGAAAGGUUAUACAAUUGAAAGAUAAAAAAAAAAUCAUAAAAAAGAAAACUAUGGAUACAGAUGAAAACUAUACAUCAUUAUGCAGUGUGGUGUAUACAGCAUCUUGUGCCUUUAUUGUUCAGUAUUAUAGAAUCAGCACCAACUACAACAUCAAGCUUUUUUUUCCUAACUAUGCAGAUGAAGUCUAUCCAAUCAAAUUCUCCCUUGCAGAAAUCACUUGAGUUCUGGUUCCCACACCCAUAACUAGGAAAUCAGUGCAUAAUAAAUCAGUGCAUAAUAUAGAGAAGCCAUUUUAGUUCAUGCUUGCUUUCCCCUUGCCAUUACAACUAUUGCUUUAUGUCCUGCUUUUGUCCAGCUUCACAAUGUGCUUUAAAGAAAAUUGAUUUGUUUGGCUUUACUUUUACAAUAAUUAGAAUUGAUGUAAGUUUGUGAGGUGCUAUUGUCGCUUGUCUUCAUCUUCACUGCUUCACAACACAGGACACCCAUCAGCCAUAAGUGCUUUAUUUGAGAAGUGCUGACCGAGAAUUACUUAGAUAUACAAAUGCACAGUGCUGUUUCAAUUAUUAGUGAACUUUACAUUUCGUUAGUGCUAAAUGUUUGUUUUGAGUUUCAGUCACAGAUUUCUCAAAUAGGGUAUGGAUAUCUGUAUUGGUAGUUCUAUGGCAGAAUUUUAGACAAAAAAAUAAUGUGUGCUAUUUUUGUUAAUUAUAAAUAACUUUAUUUUUAUAGGACAUUAAGAUAUAAAAACUAAGAACUUCUAGAUAAACUGCUAGAUAAACAUGCCCAUAGUUAGUGCUGUUGUUAAUUUCAAAAGUUUGUUAGUGCCAGAUAUUGUUUUUACACUAUUGCAUAAUUCAUACAGACAUAAUGUAACUUUUUUGAGUUUUACAGGAACAUUUCAGUGCUGUUGUUCUGUUUAAGAGAAAUAAAGUAUUAAUUUAAAUAAUAAUAGAAAUCACUGUUUCUUCUUUGUUGAAUCUCAUUUUAUGUAAGCAGUGAAUCUCAAUGUUAUUUUUAUUUCUUUAUACCAGUUUUAAUAGAUUUACUCUUUAUAUUUUAUAAUGCAAUUCUGAUUGAUAAUGUUGUUUUAAUUAGUUGUUCAAAUUAAGCAUGGUUUACUUCUAUAGUUUUAACACUUAUGUUUAUCCCUUAUCAGGAUCAAGUGAACUGAUGCUCCAUUUUUCAUUUACUAGUCUUUUUGUUGUUGCAUACCAAUAUGACAUAUACAUAUUAUUAUUUUGUGUGUGUAAAUCCACUAGACUUAUUGUGUGAACAAAUACCUGUGUAACCAAACCAUAUAAUAGGAGAGAGGGCCUCAUACCUGCAUUUUUCAUGGUGAACAGGUUUUGAUGAUUUGAAGAAUAUUUUAUCAUCAUUUUGUUUUAGAAAUUACGUGAACAAAGUAGUCAACGUAUUUUCUCGGAGAAUUUCUCCAUGGCCAUGGCCUGUCAUUAUCUAUAGUGACUGAAAAAUUUCAACAAUCAAUUGUGUGUGUCAUGUUUUUUUUUUUCAACGUAAUUAAAUAUAAUUAUCACAGUGAAAUGGUUAAAUUUUCACAUUUAAAGUCUAAAAAAAAUCUACUUCAGAUUAACUUGAGAUAUUGAAUGAAACAGAUUAGAAUUAAAAAGAAGACCAGAAACUGUUGUUUUAAUGUGUUUUGAAGUGAACGAUUUGUUGUUUUCAUUGAGACAAUUUACUUGCAUUCGUACUGAUGUGACUCUGUGAGUUGCUUAGGUUCAAUUCUUUGUUGGUAUCCAUGACAACAUCGUAAGGAUUGUCCAGUAACAAUAAUAUUAUCAAAAAUGUGUGUCCUUGAUUUUGUAGUUUGUUGUACCUCGAAACCUUCUUGCUAUUAAAAAAAAGCUACUACUUUGUUUAAAAUUGUCAUGGUUUUUUUACUGUCCUUAGUUUUUUUCAUAUUGAAUUAUACUCUUUAGCUUUAUAGGUGUUAAAGGUUAUACAUCCCACAAUUCAGUCUUAUCUUUGAAUUGUAAUUACGUUUGAGUUUUAAAUACUUUUUGGUUCUCAAAUGAAAUAUUUUUUUCAUUGUUUUAUCCAAACACUGAUAAAUUUAGCAUUAUCAACUUGAUAAAGCUUAAUAACACUAUUGAAUUAGUAUCUAAAAAUUUUUUCUUUGAUUCUACAUAUUUUUUUUAUGUUGCAGUAUUGUUUUAAAUUUUGGAACUCUGUCUGUUACAUGUAUAUACCUUUCAUACACUAGAACACAAAAUUAUGGUGGAAUGUACAACCUUAAAUCUGUUGUAGCAUGUAGUGUGAUACUUCGUACCCAAUUUUGCAAUUAAACAUCACCUUUUGUUUUUCUUCCUAUGAUGAAUUGUAGAAGUUAUUGUAUCUAUUACAUGUCAAAGAAAAACUGUAGUCAUUAUUAAAAAAAGCCAACCCUGUUAUACUUACAGGAUUGACUAAGAUUAUUAUAAUUUUGAUUUAGUUUAAAGGGAUGGGACAAUGUUUAAAAUUUGAGCCUUUGCUCCCAAGGAAAGACACUUUCUUUUAUCAUUGUUAUUUGUAAAUCUGUAAAAAUAGAUUUUUUGUUUCACACAUUAUCUUGGGAAUUUUUUACUUGACAUUAAUCGAAUGAUAAUUCUUUUUACACUUGUUUUAAAAAAAAAUCAGUCUUGAUGUACAAUUUUUCAGGAAAUAAAAUCCUCAACACAGA
This is a messenger RNA of Magallana angulata, 5656 nucleotides long. Its product is annotated as sodium- and chloride-dependent glycine transporter 2-like. The transcript has 15 exons. The coding region runs from base 190 to 2073 and encodes 627 amino acids. The record is from RefSeq and is a predicted model, not a curated record. Gene Ontology annotation, cellular component: membrane. Gene Ontology annotation, biological process: sodium ion transmembrane transport. Lineage: Eukaryota; Metazoa; Mollusca; Bivalvia; Ostreida; Ostreidae.